AUGCAAAACUGGAAAGUAAUACAAACAUUGGGGCUGCUUCUUGCAGUAAUGAGGUUCUCACCUGCCGUACUCGACCCUGGGAACUCGGCCAAGGAAAGAAGGGUUGUUGUCUCAGCCGCUGGCGCGGCGGUUCCACUGGUGACGGCGGCGGAAGUUGUCACUGUUGGUGCCUGGGUUGUUGUAAUGAUUUCAAUGCAUAGGCCGGAGUCACAAGUCAGAGGAGCUUGA
This is a messenger RNA of Cylicostephanus goldi, 228 nucleotides long. NCBI's taxonomy places the organism in Eukaryota, Metazoa, Nematoda, Chromadorea, Rhabditida, Strongylidae. The record is from the annotation of a GenBank genome assembly.